This is a messenger RNA of Torulaspora globosa, 2217 nucleotides long. RefSeq names its product Pbp1p (gene PBP1). NCBI's taxonomy places the organism in Eukaryota, Fungi, Ascomycota, Saccharomycetes, Saccharomycetales, Saccharomycetaceae. Gene Ontology annotation, biological process: cytoplasmic stress granule assembly. The record is from RefSeq and is a predicted model, not a curated record. Gene Ontology annotation, molecular function: RNA binding. Bases 1 to 2217 code for a protein of 738 amino acids. The transcript has a single exon. Gene Ontology annotation, cellular component: cytoplasmic stress granule.
AUGAAGGGGAAUUUCAACUCGAGGAGAAAAGACCAUGGUAAUUCUGCCAAUGGCUCGUCAACUGGUGGUUCCGGAAACAAUAAUCAAUUUGCAGGAUCUAGUGGUUUCCAUGAGAGUGCAGAGACUACAAGAAAUUUCAACGACCGCCUAGAUUACUUACUGGCCAAAAGCAUUGGGAGCGAAGUUGUCGCUACAGUCACUUCCGCUGUUAAGUACUCAGGUGUCCUCGUAGCAUGUAACUUGGAAUCGAACAAUGGCUUGGAUAUUGUGUUGAAGUACCCUCAAAUUGUUGAUGGGGGGUUUGCUGAUAAUAUUGAAGAACUAUCUGAACAAUUGGGCGACACUUUGUUGAUUAAUGGGGCCGACGUGGGAGAAUUGGAAUUGAAGGGAAUUGACUUCGCUGCUGGCGAAAAAUCGGAGCAAGCAAAGAAACAGGAGAUUGAGGAGCAAACUAAAAAGCCUAUUGAAUCACAAGAAGGGAAGGCAAACGGUGGUUUCAAGACAGAUGUCGACAUCUCUCGUGGAAAAGGCGAGGUGAGGGAACGUGAACUACAAAAAUGGACUCCGGAUGCUGCCGACGAGAGUCUCGAGAUUCACAAUCAGACAUUGGAAGAGUCUUCAGGCACUUGGGAUCAAUUCUCGGUGAACGAGAAGAAAUUCGGUGUAAAAUCAACAUUUGAUGAGCAUUUGUAUACUACUAAAAUCAACAAGAAGGACCCAGACUAUGAAAAGAGGUUGAAAGAGGCCGAGAGGAUUGCAAAAGAAAUCGAGUCUCAAGGAUCAGCAGGCAACAUUCAUAUCGCUGAAGACAGAGGCCACAUCGUUGAUGACUCCGGCUUAGAUGAAGAAGACUUGUAUUCGGGCGUGGACAGAAGAGGAAAUGAACUUUUGGCUGCUUUGAAAACAAAUGCCAAACCAUCGCCCGCCAAGCCUUCCAAGUACGUAGCUCCAACGCUGAGAGAUCAACCACAUAAUGUUGAUCCUGCCAUUAUCUCAUCGAUUACUGCCAAGAGUCAUGCUAAUAAGCAAGCUCCUACUGCAACAGUUUCUGUUAAAGAAGUUAGCGUGCAUCGGUCAGCUACACCUUCCUCUAAAGUUACUCAUGUCGAAAUGCCUACCAAACCAAGUACAAAGACAUCGCAAAGGACUGACGUAGCUUCCAAGAAACAUGUCUCUAAAGAAGCUCAGAUCGAAGAGCUUAAAAAAUUCUCUCAAAAGUUCAAAGUUCCGUAUGACGUCCCGGAAGAUUUGAAAGGCAUUUUAAAGAACUCCAGCUUGAAGAGCGAUCCCUCUCUCCCACCUAAGCCCUCUGGAAACACCGGUAGUAAGCCCUCCUUGCCCGGAACCCCUGUGGGUGCCAAGCCGGACUUGAGGAAAAACUUGAGCGGUGCUAAGCUUCCUUCCCAAAGUCAGACUCCUACUCAUUCUCCGUCUCUCGGUAGAGCAAGUGUUUCAUCAAAAAGACGCAGUACAAUAUCCUUCUUUGGCUCAAAAGCACCUCAACCAGAUGAAAAGAAGAAGCAGUCAUUUUCCAGAAACUUUAAUAUGUUCAUCAAGGCAAAACAGGCUUAUGAUGAAAAAGCCAAAAAUCUUCAACAGCAGGACAGCGAGAACAAGAGUAUGGAACCAUUUUUCAUUGAGAAACCAUAUUUCACGGCUCCAACCUGGAUCAGCACCGUUGAUCAGUCGUAUAAGAGCUUGUUUCCUGACGAAAGGUCAGCUAUUCAGAGGGCUCAAAUUAACUUGCAGCAUCGCCAGAUGAAUUCUAUAAACGCUGCCGCCACAGCAGCCGCCGCGAAUCAGCAAAUGGGAGUCGUCGUGGGCAAUAUGGUGCGUUUCCCCAUGGGACCCGGGGGUUCUCCCAAUCCAAUGAUGAACGGAAUGGCAGGAAACAUGGGAAUGUAUAUGCCGCUGCAGCCCCAACCAAUGUUUUACCCGUCUAUGCCGCACAUGAUGUCGAUGAUGGGUGGUGGUGAAGAAGGCGGAGGAAGUCCUUCACCUCAGGCUCUGUCUCCUCACAUGCCUCCUGCAUAUUUGAACAAUGCACCGGGGUCUCCAGCCAUGGGCGCAUAUGGAUACCCAGGCAUGCCUUUUCAGCCAAUGGCAGGCGGUGGAGCAAAUCUAGGAGGUGGUAACGCAAACUACAGACACGGCUACCACCACCAUGGCGGUCAGGGUAGUCACGGUCAUCGCAGAAAUAACCAUGAUAACCACUGA